Molecule: messenger RNA, 933 nt
Organism: Periophthalmus magnuspinnatus
Lineage: Eukaryota; Metazoa; Chordata; Actinopteri; Gobiiformes; Gobiidae
Product: LIM and SH3 domain protein 1-like
Exons: 8
Coding region: 132-917 (261 amino acids)
Cellular component (GO): focal adhesion
Molecular function (GO): actin filament binding
Source: RefSeq, a predicted model, not a curated record
UCUUCCACAGUUUUAUCAAAUCUAUACACUUUUCUCUCUUCUUUUUUUAUUUUUAUUUUUAAAUUUUUUUGCAAAUACGGUCUUUACUAAUUAUCCAGUGACUGUUGAGUUUGUCUUGGGCAGUUUUCACAAUGAAUCCUCCUUGUGGAAGAUGCAAGAAGCCAGUUUAUCCAACAGAGAAAAUCAACUGCCUUGAUAAGUUUUGGCACAAGGGAUGCUUCAGCUGUGAAGUGUGCAAGAUGGCCCUGAGCAUGAGCAACUACAAGGGCUUUGAGAAGAAGCCCUACUGCACAAUGCAUUACCCAAAAACCUCCUUCACCAUAGUGACGGACACCCCCGAAAACAAGCGCCUAAAACAACAAACCAUGCUCAACAGUCAGGCGCUUUAUAAAGAGGAGUUUGAAAAGACCAAGGGCAAAGGCUUCAGCGUUGUGGCCGACACUCCAGAGAUGCAAAGAGUGAAGAAAACACAGGAUCAGAUCAGUCAUGCGCUUUACAAAGAGGACUUUGAAAAGAACAAGGGCAAAGGCUUCAGUGUGGUGACCGACACUCCCGAGAUGCAGAGGCUAAAGAAGACUCAGGACCAAAUCAGUAAUAUUAAGUACCACGAGGACUUUGAAAAGAGCAAGGUUCGCAGCGAUGCCCCUCCACCUGAGAAUAGAAGAGACGAUGAGCAACCAAGUGAUCCAAGAUUGAUUCAACCAGCUGUACAGCCUCGUCCUGUGGCGCCACCUGCUGGAGGGCCUCGUUACCAGGCCCUGUACAGCUACACAGCAGCAGAGGCAGAUGAAGUGUCACUGCAGGAGGGAGAUUUGAUCCUAAACGUGGAGACCAUAGACGCGGGAUGGGUGUUUGGGUUCAACCAGCGCACAGGACAAAGAGGAAUGCUCCCUGCUAACUAUAUCCGGCCAAUUUGAAACCGUAGGCCUGUGG